Seminavis robusta is the source of this 2254-nucleotide messenger RNA. The record is from the annotation of a GenBank genome assembly. Lineage: Eukaryota; Bacillariophyta; Bacillariophyceae; Naviculales; Naviculaceae.
AUGCCAACGGUCAAUCCUUCGCUUGGGUGGAACGGGUCAAUCGGGCACUCCAAUCCACAGCCACACUCCACGCUCCACCACGACGAAGGACGCAGCGUCACGAGCAACACAGCAAAAGCUUCUUCUUCCUCUUCCCGUCAAUACACAAGCCAGAGAUAAACAAGCCAAGGUAGUGUGUACUGUAUAACAUUCAUGGCGAGCCUUCCAGCAGAGGAAAAUGGGAAUGACGACGAGGUCAGCUGCAAGAAGCCUUGUCAAGCAGUACUGGUACCCAAGCACGAGUUGUGGGAAAAGAGCGAUGUUUGGGUCGACCAGAUUUUCCCUUUUGUGGGCAUUGGCCAGUUUGCCUUUGUGGCACCAGUCAAUAAAGACGUGAAAGGUCUGUAUCGAGAGUAUUGUGAGACUGUUCGUGAUCCUCCCAAGGUCGUUACUACUGAGAGUCCACCUACCAGCCGCUCUGCAAUCUAUUGCGACACUUUUCUGAGCGUAGCGCUGUCUAACGUCGCAUGUGCCGAAUCUUGGUUUCAAGAGAUGACCACAGAAGAGAAUUGCAUUCUUGCUGACAGAGUGUGUGACGCGGCAGCAAAAUCUGGAAAUCUUGAGAUCUUUCAAUGGGCUCGCGGGAAGGGAUUCCCGUGGACGGCACGGACCUGCAAAAUUGCCGCGGAGCAAGGCCAUUUGGUCGUACUCAAGUGGGCCCAUGAGAAUGGAUGUCAAUGGUUUUCGUGGGCAUGCGCUUGUGCGGCUGAAAAUGGCCAUCUACAUGUUGUGAAGCAUCUUCAUGAAAAUGGUUGCGGAUGGGACAAAUGGACGUGCACAAAUGCAGCCAUGAAUGGCCAUUUUGAAAUACUAGCGUACGCUCAUGACAAUGGCUGUCCUUGGGAUGAAAAAACCUGCAGCUACGCUGCUGCUGCGGGACAUUUGAGUAUUCUGAAGUACCUAUAUGAGAAUGGCUGUCCUUGGAAUUCAUCAACAUGCUGCCAUGCAGCCAGAAUCGGCAAUCUGGAAAUGCUGAAGUAUGCGCUUAACAACAGUUGCCCAUGGAGCCAACUUGCCAUCCAGCAGGCGGCAGACAGUGGCCAUUUACAUGUGCUGAAAUGGUUGCAUGAAAACGGCUUCCCUUUUUGUGAAAAUCUCUGUUCCAUUGCUGCUCGGAAUGGUCAUGUGAGAGUUCUGGAGUGGGCUCUUGGCAAGGGCUUUCCAUGGGAUGCAAAAAUUUGUGCCACUGCUGCUCGGAAUGGCCAUGCAGAAGUUCUCAAGUUUGCUUGUGAAAAUGGCUACGAGUGGCAGAUGCGCGAAACGACUUGUCCGGACGCUGCCAGCAAAGGCCAUUUGGGAGUUUUGAAGUUUGCGCGACAAAGAGGGUCCCCCUGGGAUGAAUACACUUGUAAAAAAGCUGCUUACAAUGGACACUUCGAUGUUGUCAAAUGGGCCCGCGAACAGGGUUGUCCUUGGGACAAAGAGACUUGUGCCGCUGCUGCUGCUGGUGGUCACCUAGAUAUCCUCAAAUGGGCCCGUGAGCAUGGUUGUGCUUGGGAUGCAGACACCUGCGAAAGGGCUGCUUGCUAUGGUCACCUAGAUCUCCUCAAAUGGGCCCGUGAGCAUGGUUGUCCUUGGGAUGCAGGCACCUGCGAAAGGGCUGCUUGCUCUGGUCACCUAGAUAUCCUCAAAUGGGCCCGUGAGCAUGGCUGUCCUUGUGAUGCAAGCACUUGUGGUGCUCGCGCUCUUUUCAGUGGUCACCUAGGUGUUCUCAAAUGGGCCCACGAGCACGGUUGUCGUUUGGAUGCAAACACUUGUGCAAGUGCUGCUCGCUAUGGUAAGCUAGAUAUCCUCAAAUGGGCUCAUGAGAUUGGGUGUCCUUGGGAUGGAAGCACUUGUGCAAGUGCUGCUGCCUUCGGUCAUUUGGAAGUUCUAAAAUGGGCCCAUGAGCAUGGCUGUCCCUGGGAUGAAUGUGCUUGGUCCAAGGCAAGAUUACAUGGUCACAAGGAUGUAUUAGCAUAUCUCGAAGCAAAUGGCUGUCCACCGAGCCACCUUUAGAUACCGGAACUGAUGCAGGGGAACUGAAUUCGCCCUGGCCAUCCUUCACUUGAUGAGCGUGUCAAAAUGAUUGCACAAGGCUCCAGAAGGUCGCAACAUCCUCCCGGCUGUGUGAUGUUCGUAAGGGAACGAGUGGCUAGCUAGGAUACAAUGGACUAAAAUCGAAAUUCCAUAGAAAAACUGUCCUCCAUUACUAGUAACUCUCCGGUAUGGAUAC